Molecule: messenger RNA, 1603 nt
Organism: Perca fluviatilis (European perch)
Lineage: Eukaryota; Metazoa; Chordata; Actinopteri; Perciformes; Percidae
Product: interferon-induced protein 44-like
Exons: 8
Coding region: 480-1400 (306 amino acids)
Source: RefSeq, a predicted model, not a curated record
CUUUACAUAAAAUAAAACUCUGCUUUGAAAAGAGACAAACAUCCUGAUGAAAAUGAAACUAAAUGUGUGGUUUCUGGUCUGGCCUGACGAAGGGAAAUUUAUGUUAUGUGGGGGAGGAUCACUUAUUGAUAUUAUCAACGGCAACAUAAAUUACAACACUUCGUCCAAGUGUUAUAUUUGGUCUUUCUUGCUCACUUUGUUCCAGUACAACAACGCAGGUACGAAGUUUCCAUUAUCCUCAAAUGUGUAACAAAAUUGUGCUUCCUGUGUUUGUGCUUCCUGUGUUUUUGAAAGUAUUGUCAGUAUUGUACCUAUUUCAGAUCCUAGUUAGUCGAUAUUUAAGCUCUUCUGACUCCUUAUGAGCCUGUGUAUCCUCUUAGAUCGGCUGACUGUGGCCUGCUGGUCGUACCCAGAGUCUGACUGGUGACUAAGAACUAAGAAGUAUCUGGCUUUUGCAGUCCGGAACACCAAACCCUGGAAUGACCUUCCUGCAGAAAUUAGGAUUUUGGAGAAAAAAAGAACGUAAAGAAACUGAAGCUCCUCCAUUUCUCAGCAAACCAUGGAGGGAAAUAAACUGGGGAGACAACCAGAGGGAUCUGCAGUAUGUGAAGGACUACAGACCUCAGACUGAUGGCCAGCAGCUCAGGAUUCUCCUUCAUGGACAUAUUGGAGCUGGAAAAUCCAGUUUCAUCAACUCUGUCCAAAGUGUCUUACAAGGCAGAAUGUACACCCAGGCUUUGGCAGACAAAACUUUUCAUGACUGUUUCACCAAAGGGUACACAACCUACAAUAUCCAAAAAGACCGAGACACCUUUUACCCUUUUGUGUUCAAUGACAUAAUGGGCCUGGCCAAGGACAAAGGUGUCCAAGUGGACGAUAUCAAACUGGCUUUGAAGGGACACGUGAAGGACAAUUACAGGUUCAAUCGUGAUUCUAGGAUGUCAGAGGACGACCCAUUCUACAUCAACCAUCCAACUGACAACGACAAAGUGCAUGUUCUGGUUUGUGUCAUUGAUGCCAACACGGUAACUUGCAUGCACAACGAAAUUGAAGAAAAGAUUCGCAACAUCAGGAAGGAAGCCACUCACCUGAGUAUUCCUCAAGUGGCCAUUCUCACCAAGAUUGAUGAGACCUGUCCUGAAAUCAAAGAAGAUUUACAGAAUGUCUACAAGGUCAAUUACCUGAAGGAAAAGAUGGAGCAAUUCAGUGUAAAUGUGGGAAUUCCCAUGAACUGCAUCUUCCCUGUGAAGAACUACGAUCGAGAAAUCGACCUCAACAGUGACGUUGACUCACUCAUCCUGAGCGCCCUGAAACACAUCAUCAACUUUGGAGAGGACUGCAUCAACUUCCAUAAGAGUCAGCAACUUCGUGCUAUGUCAUAUCAAAAUAACAAUAUGUGACAUUAACCAGCAGGAUUUCUAACAAUCUAUGAUUUAUUACUUUUUGCUUGCCACAUUUGUAUGUUUUAUUUUAAAGGGCUCAUAUUAUACUAAUUUGCAUGUUCAUAAUUGUGUUUACAGGUUGUACAAGAAUAGGUUUAUGUGGUUUAAUUUUCAGAAAACACCAUAUAUUUGUUGUACUGCACAUUGCUGCAGCUCCUCUU